AUGAUUGUUAACGAAAAAUACAAAAAAUUUUUAGAGAUAAAGAAGGAAGAUGAAAAUAUUUUUGAUUCUUUAAUUAAAAAUUUUCAAGAAAAUAUAGAAACGCCUCAAGUAUUUUUUACUAAAAAAUUUAAGAAAAGAUUAGAAGUACAGACAACUAAUUUGACGAUAGAAAAAAUUUCAAAAUUUAUGGAGGACUAUAUUGAAGGAAAUUUGAAGGUUCUUAUUGAAAAGGUUGUGGCUAGCAAGAAUAAAGACCAGGAAAUUUAUGAAAACAUUAUGAAUUUGGGGUGGAAUGUUAAAAAUUCAAUUGAAAAUGAAAACAAAAAUUUUUUGGAAGCAGUUUAUGAAGAAGGAAAUUUCCAUUUAUUAUUUAAUUUGGAUGAAGUAAAGAAUGAAGGGAAUGGGGAAUAUAUAGAAAAGUUUAUGAAUGAAUUUAGAGAAAUUAUUAAUGGAUUUCGUCUCGAAUUAAUUGAGAGUUUUAAAGGUGAAAUUUCAUUUUAA
This is a messenger RNA of Meloidogyne enterolobii, 501 nucleotides long. Lineage: Eukaryota; Metazoa; Nematoda; Chromadorea; Rhabditida; Meloidogynidae. The record is from the annotation of a GenBank genome assembly.